Molecule: messenger RNA, 219 nt
Organism: Lymnaea stagnalis (great pond snail)
Lineage: Eukaryota; Metazoa; Mollusca; Gastropoda; Lymnaeidae
Source: the annotation of a GenBank genome assembly
CUGAAGCAGUUGUUCGACUACGGAGCGUUCUUCCGGCAGCAGAUUGAGAAGAAAAAGCGGGACAACUCGUACCGCGUGUUUAAGCGUAUACUGCGCAGCAAGGAUCAGUUCCCCUCGGCCGUAGAGACCAGCCACGGGAGCCACAACAUCACCAUCUGGUGCAGCAACGACUACAUGGAGCUCAGCAUGCACCCAAAAGUUCUGGAGGCCAUCAGGUGA